UUACCCCGAUCAAUACCCCGAUGUUAUACCGACAAUCGGCUAUGUCGACAUUGUUCAAUCGUCGAGGCUCUACUUGAUACAUCAGAAUGGCCAACGCAACUUUCGCUUCUGCUAUCAAAGGCAGAUGAUAUUAGCAGUCGGUGCUUUGACAUUUGAGAGCGAUGUACGAUUGAACAAGCCAAUUGCGCUUCCACGAGGACGUAUCAUCGCGUUCUUCCGCGCGAUGGUUUGCAUGAUGUGCUUCGUGACAUGUCCAGUCGACGCGCGGCUGUCUCGAAGCAUGGGUGCGUUCGGGGUCGCGCUGUACAUUUUGCUGGCUGUCAUUGAGUCGCCAUGCGCGGCCGAGCAGAGUGGCAGCCCAGUUGAGAUACCUUUCACGAGGGAGAAAUACCAUCACAGGCCCGGCUCGUUCACGAAUGAACAGAUCGCCACGUUGUCCGGCCUCACGAAUGUCACUCACAUGAAUGAGAUCUUGGACAACAUAUGCAUUGUGAGGAUCGUGGGGACACUCGAGCACGCGCACGUCAGAGAGUACAUCAAGGAAUCGAUGAGAAGUCUGGGCUGGACGGUAGAGUCGGAUUUGUUCCAAGCUGACACACCUGUAUUUGGCAGAUUGCAGUUUGAGAAUGUAAUAGCGAAAUUGAAUCCCAAUGCAAAGAGAUACCUGGCGCUGGCUUGUCAUUAUGACUCAAAGUAUACAAGGGAAAGGGACUUUAUCGGAGCUACGGACAGCGCUGUACCAUGCGCUCAGAUGAUCAAUUUGGCUACUGUUAUGGACAAGUAUUUGGAUAGACAGCAAGAUGUCAGCUUGAUGUUGAUCUUCUUUGAUGGAGAAGAGGCGUUCGAGGAAUGGGGUCCAAAUGAUUCCAUUUACGGCGCCAAACAUUUAGCCAGUGCCUGGCACAGUAAAAAAACUGCUUAUGGUAGAGGAAACCAUUUCUCCGAGUUGGACAGAAUGGAUAUACUGGUCCUUCUCGACCUAUUAGGUGCACCCGAUCCCACUUUCUAUAAUUAUUUCAAAAAUACCGAGAAAUGGUAUUCUUUGCUAGUUUCUAUAGAGAAGAAAUUAGCUCAAACAAGAAAAUUAGAAUCGUAUUCGUAUAACAAGCCGGAACAGAGGUAUUUUCAACCAUAUUCAUUUGAAGCACAUAUCGAGGACGACCACAUUCCCUUUCUGAGAAAAAAUGUGCCCAUUCUGCACAUAAUACCGAGUCCAUUCCCACCGUUCUGGCACAAAUCAGGCGACAAUCGGCACAAUAUCGACAUGAAAACCACGGAGAACAUUAAUAAAAUACUUCGGAUAUUUGUGGCUUCUUACUUAAACUUGCAAACUGUCUAAUAAGAAUCAGAAGAAUUUCCAAAUCGCAGGGGGAAAUAAUUUGAAACAGACUGGCUGAAUAACAAUGCUUAAUCUAUUAUACAGUUUCAAAUUGUGCGUAUAUGUAUGGAAAGAAAUGUCCAAAAUAUGUAACAGAAAGUUUGUCCAAAGCAUAUCAAGAUCAAAAUAAUCGAUGAACAAUUUUAAUUUGGCGAAUAUCUGAAAAUACGUCUUUCACAAUUAGUCGUAUAUAUUUUAAUUUUUAGGUACAUCGUUUGAGACGUCUAUUUUGCAUAUACGUAGAUUGUUUGCUAAAAAGCUUUAUGAUAUUUGUAUAAAUGUACCAUACGUAAAUAUUAAUUUAUAAUUGACGCGACUGUAUGAUAUUGCAAAUAAAGCGGCUUUUAUAUUUGUAUAAAUAAUUCGAUCUGGAAUCGCAUUGUGUAUAUAAACUUUUUUGAGCAAUGUUGUAAAAUGUUUAUUAAUAAAAUCUUUAUCUUCC
Ooceraea biroi (clonal raider ant) is the source of this 1820-nucleotide messenger RNA. RefSeq names its product glutaminyl-peptide cyclotransferase. The record is from RefSeq and is a predicted model, not a curated record. Lineage: Eukaryota; Metazoa; Arthropoda; Insecta; Hymenoptera; Formicidae. Gene Ontology annotation, molecular function: glutaminyl-peptide cyclotransferase activity; zinc ion binding.